Messenger RNA from Morchella importuna, 621 nucleotides. RefSeq lists its product as uncharacterized. The record is from RefSeq and is a predicted model, not a curated record. Bases 1 to 621 code for a protein of 206 amino acids. Lineage: Eukaryota; Fungi; Ascomycota; Pezizomycetes; Pezizales; Morchellaceae. The transcript has a single exon. Gene Ontology annotation, cellular component: post-mRNA release spliceosomal complex; U2-type spliceosomal complex.
AUGUCGUCAAUAGCUUCACUCGAUGCUGCAGCUGCAGCGCGCAAAGAACGUCUUGCAAAACUCAAUUCGUUAAAACGCAAACAAACCGCCUCUACCGAUACAGAUACAGAAAUUCCUGAUGCUCCCGCAUUAGAGGCGCUCUCAAAAUCAUCCUCGCCCUCGGGGGAAAAAGCUACCUCUCACCUUCUCUCUGGGCGCAAUUAUGACAUAGAAUCACGUGCGCCAAAGAUGGGAUUUGCACAAGCCCCAACGGAAGGUGUCGACACUCUAGAGGACCUUGCAGAAGCAAUUGUUACCAAAACUAAGGAGCAACAGCUGGCGGACGAAAAAAAUGAUAAAGCGAUCGACCUUUUUAGCCUACAACCCAAGAAACCGAAUUGGGAUUUAAAGCGAGAUGUUGACAAGAAGCUGGAAAAGCUGGAUAUGAAAACGGAUGUGGCCAUCGCAAAGAUUAUCCGGGCAAGGAUUGAAGAGGCCAAGAAGAAGGUCGAAAACAAAGAACACGGAGAUGAGAUGGAUGGAGUGGAGGGGAACUUAGGGGCGAUGGUUAUGGAGAGGGAGAGGGAAGCCGAAAAGGAAAGGGAAACUGCGGAGGGGGACAGUGAUAGUGAGGAACUAUGA